AGAGUUAUUAGAGAAAUAUAUUGGUGACACAAAAUAAACUAAACCAUGCAGAAGACGUUAGGACAGUUCGUAAAACUACACAUUAUGUGACGCUCCUUAAGGAAACACGUUUUACUCGCAGACAAAGAAUGAUACCAUGGUUAUAGUACCAUCUUGUUUCUCAAAAGGAAUAAUGAGAUUAAGAUUAACUCGUUUAGGGCAUGUGGCUUAAACCUGCCGAAGUACUACACCGAGUUUCUUCGUUAAACACUUAUCUGCAAAGUACUUUCGUUAUACAGUGCAGAGGCGGGAUAUGUGGAGAUAUAUGUAGAAAGGGAGUGUGUGUGUGUGAUCCGAGUCGCCUUUCAGCCUCUUCACUGAUCGAAGUCGACGUCUGUUUUACAACUUCUAUUAUGGAUAAGCAGUACGAAAGAGAUACGUUUAACAAGGCCAAGGUUGAGUUACAUGUACACCUAGAUGGCGCCUUCAAGUUGUCCACCAUUUUGGAUGUGGCAAAGAGACGGGGCCUCAUCCAACCCGACACCGCCGAGAAUGAAUUUCGGGAAGAGUGCACGAUGUGCAAGCCCUCCUCUCUCACCGAGUUCCUGUCCAAGUUCGAAAAGUACAUGCAUAUCAUCGCUGGAGACAGGGAAGCUGUUAAAAGAGUAGCAUAUGAGUUUGUGGAGACGAAAGCCAAGGAGGGCGUGGUUUAUGUGGAGGUGAGGUACAGCCCCCACCUCCUGGCCAACUCUGGUGUGGAACCAAUACCGUGGAACCAAAAGCAGGGGGACCUGACGCCCGAUGAAGUUGUCCGUCUAGUUAACCAGGGCCUCAAAGAGGGGGAGGCGGCCUUCGGAAUCAAAGCCAGGUCCAUUCUGUGCUGUAUGCGGCACAUGCCAAAUUGGUCCAUGGAAGUGAUUGAGAUGUGUAAGAAGUACCGCAAUGACGGAGUGGUAGCAAUUGACCUGGCUGGUGAUGAGUCCUUGAACUGUGAGGCCAACUCAGGGCACAGGAAGGCAUAUGAGGAAGCUGUCAGAAGCGGGAUUCACCGCACUGUCCACGCAGGAGAAGCGGGGUCCAGCCAGUGUAGUGAGGGAGGCUGUAGAAGUCCUGAAAGCAGAAAGGAUUGGACAUGGUUAUCACACAAUCGAUGAUCAGCAACUGUAUCAAACACUUCUGGGGGCGGAAAUGCAUUUUGAGAUGUGCCCUUACUCUAGUAAGAUGACAGGAGCAUGUGGCCCAGACUUCAAAAAGCAUCCUCUCAACAGGUUUAAGGAAGAUAAAGCCAAUUUCUCUCUGAACACGGAUGACCCUUUAAUAUUAAAAUCGUCCUUGGAA
Messenger RNA from Brienomyrus brachyistius, 1317 nucleotides. It is a transcript of the gene ada, whose product is annotated as adenosine deaminase. The record is from RefSeq and is a predicted model, not a curated record. The coding region runs from base 201 to 1133 and encodes 310 amino acids. Gene Ontology annotation, molecular function: adenosine deaminase activity. Lineage: Eukaryota; Metazoa; Chordata; Actinopteri; Osteoglossiformes; Mormyridae. The transcript is spliced from 10 exons. Gene Ontology annotation, cellular component: cytosol; external side of plasma membrane. Gene Ontology annotation, biological process: negative regulation of adenosine receptor signaling pathway; hypoxanthine salvage; adenosine catabolic process.